Messenger RNA from Silurus meridionalis, 1905 nucleotides. It is a transcript of the gene abtb1, whose product is annotated as ankyrin repeat and BTB (POZ) domain containing 1. NCBI's taxonomy places the organism in Eukaryota, Metazoa, Chordata, Actinopteri, Siluriformes, Siluridae. The record is from RefSeq and is a predicted model, not a curated record. Gene Ontology annotation, cellular component: ubiquitin ligase complex; cytoplasm. The transcript has 12 exons. Bases 333 to 1763 code for a protein of 476 amino acids. Gene Ontology annotation, molecular function: protein binding.
GCUUUGUUUGGGAGGCUGCUGUAACCAAUCAGAGGACUGCUCAGAAACGUGACUUCAGUUCUAACCAAUCGGUGCGUGCAGGGGGUGGAGCUUGGCUGCCUAAACCACGGAAAGCGGGUGUGGUUUGAGAAGCUGUCGUCGUUGUUGUUGUUGUCGUUGUCGUGUGGCUGAAAGUUCAGGCCAGUGGCGUAGCUGCAGCUCGACCCGCGCCCGGAUCCAGACUCCAGAACCCGGCGGUGCUGCAGGAAAAAGUCGUUCAACUACGCCUGCGCGUCUCCUGUCGCUCGACGGGCCGUUUCAAUGCAUCGCAGAGAGCCGUUAUCACAGCGGAGAUGGACGCCAGUGACCUGUUCUCGAGCUGCAGGAAGGGAGACGUUGCCAGAGUGAGGUACCUGGUUGAACAGAGAGAUGUGGAACUGAACAUAAGAGAUAACUGGGACAGUACGCCUCUGUACUAUGCAUGCCUCUGUGGACAUGAGGAGUUGGUGCAGUAUUUGUUGGCCAAUGGAGCGAAGUGUGAAGCCAACACGUUCGAUGGCGAGCGAUGUCUAUAUGGCGCUCUGAGCGACUCAAUACGCCGCCUGCUCAAAGAGUACAAGCGCAUCACAGCUAAAACCAUGCAGCGCGAUUACUAUGAGCAGUUCCUGCAGACGUUACUGGAGCAGGGAUCAUACAGCGACGUGACGUUCAUGGUGCACGGUGAGAUGUUCCGCACGCACCGCUGCAUCCUCAGCGCCCGCUGCGAAUACUUUGCCCACAUGCUGGAAACCAAGUGGAGGGGCAAGACCAUGAUCGCUCUCAAACAUCCCCUGGUGAACCCGGCUGCGUUCGCCGCCAUCCUGCAGUACUUCUAUACCGGUCGGCUGGACAUCGACGUGAGUUACGUGGAGGACUGCAAGCGUCUGGCCAAGCAGUGCAAAAUCAGCGAGCUCAUCGAGGAGCUGGAGGUCAAGUGCAAGCAGGUGCAGGAGUUCGUUUUCAACAAGCCCGGGACGUGCGUGAAGGUGCUCACUCUGGAUCCUCACGACUGGCAGCUGCAGGACGGCAUGGCUCUGCUGGCUGACGGAGCUCUACCCUCUGAUCUCAGGGUCGGAUACGGGCAGCUCCCUUUCGAUUUGACUGACAGGUUUCCGAGCUACCCAGACAUCUGCUUUCGGGUGGAUGGUUACGACUUCCUGUGUCAUAAGGCGUUUUUCUGUGGUCGUAGCGAUUACUUCAAGGCGUUAGUUGAAGAUCAUUUCAGUGAGGGAGAAACCCUGCAGUCUUUCCCUGAAGUUCCUGUCAUCACACUACAUGAUCUAUCUCAUGAGCUGUUCACUAAAAUCCUCUACUACAUCUACAGCGAUAACACACAGCUGUCCCACGAUAGCGUGUACGAGGUGCUGUGUGUAGCCGACAUGUACCUGCUCCCGGGUCUGAAGCGUCUGUGCGGCCGAACCCUGGCCGCGCUUCUCAACGAGGAAAACGUCCUGCACAUGUGGAAGACGGCCAAACUCUUCUCCCUGUCACGCCUCGAGGACCAAUGCACCGAGUACAUGGCCAAGAUCAUCGAGCGGCUGGUGGAAAGGACGGAGUUCGCCGAGCUCAUCCGGGAGGACGCGGCGAGCGUGGCGGCGCGCCAGGAGACCGACUCCAUCCCGCUGGUGGACGACAUCCGCUACCACAUCAGCAGCAGCGUUCAGACCUACAGCGCCAUCGAGGAGGCCAACCAGAAAGUGCACGCCCUCGAGCUCCUGCUCAACUACAUCGGCCUGGACUGCUGAACAGGCUUCCGCAUGCACUUGCACGACGUUGGGGCUUCAUUUAUCUUGAAAUAAAUUGCGUUCAGUUUUUUAGAAUGACACGCUUUAGGAUAUCUGACGAGCACGCCGAGUGACCUUUAUAUAUAUAAAGAAAAAAAAGUUU